Danio rerio (zebrafish) is the source of this 1297-nucleotide messenger RNA. It is a transcript of the gene gadd45gb.1, whose product is annotated as growth arrest and DNA-damage-inducible, gamma b, tandem duplicate 1. Gene Ontology annotation, cellular component: nucleus. The record is from RefSeq and is marked provisional. Lineage: Eukaryota; Metazoa; Chordata; Actinopteri; Cypriniformes; Danionidae. Gene Ontology annotation, biological process: regulation of cell cycle.
GCCAGCUUCAGUUCUGCUCUCUGCAACCUGUGGAAUAACAACCAGCAUCGCCAUGACUCUUGAGGAGGUUCUCAUCCAGAAGCCCAGCGAGAGAGCUCAGUGCUCUGCGGGGAAAGCUCUGGAAGAAGUUCUGGUUUCUGCCAAAGCAAACGACUCCCUCACCAUCGGGGUGUACGAGUCUGCCAAAGUUAUGAAUGUUGACCCAGACAGCGUGUCAUUCUGCGUCCUGGCGGUGGAUGAGGAGUUUGAGUGCGACAUCGCUCUGCAGAUCCACUUCACUCUCAUCCAAGCCUUCUGUUUCGACAACGACAUCAGCAUCGUCAGAGUCAACGACAUGCAGCGCCUUUCAGACAUUGUUGGUGACAAAGCUGAAGAUUUUGAAGAUGCUCACUGCGUGCUUAUCACGAAACCUGCUGAGGACUCCUGGGAGGAUCCAGCUCUGGAGAAGCUGCACCUGUUCUGUGAAGAGAGUCGCAGCUAUAACGAGUGGGUUCCUGAGAUCACUCUGCCCGAGCGUUGAUCUGGAGCUUUACUCUUCUCUGCUGAGAUGCUGUAAACCUUGAGGAAUACUCUGCUCAUCCUUGAAGCGAGGAUGAUGAUGUUUCCACAUCCCUGGAUGCUCCUGAGGAGGCUGAACCGUCCAGGCAGCGCGAGGCAGGCCCGAGUGGCCCUCGCGGUUCUACGUCGUUUCUCGUCCCGUCCAUGCCAAGAUGACCCUCAUUCUUUAUGUGAACGAGGUCAGGUAUGCCACGAGAGCGACACAAUGGCCCUCAUUCUUUGUGCGGAUGAGGUUUGGAGAAGAUGGAGAAGCGAGUUUGUUUCUGUUUCACAGAGCAAAUAUCGCAUGCGUUGGACACGCAGAGGACGCGGCGGUGCGUCGGAGCAGCGUUUUUAAAAAUGGACUUUAACAUCACGGACGUUUUUAAAAAUGUUAUUGCUGCACAAUAUAACGUAGCUUAUUGUCGGCAAUGUGCUUUCCACUUUCCAGAGUUGUCUUAUUCUCUAAAGGUUUAACUUUAGAAAUAUUCAUAUGACAAAAAAGAGAAAAAAGAAAAAAUAACUUAAAAUAUUAACUUAAACAAUUCUAAAGGUUUAACUUUAGACAUAUUUGAUUUAAAAAUAAAAAAAAAUGUUUUAACUUUUUUGUAGACCAUAAGAAAAGAAUAAAUGUGAAAAUUGUUACUUUUUAAGUUUUAAGAUGUUAUAAAAAAUGAGAAAUAUUUAAAUAUGCUGUUUCAUAUUUUGCAUUGUAAAAUUGAAGCUGUGAUGCAUAAAACAAUAAAUGUUUUAAAUAUAA